GUUGGGGGUGCCAGCACUUAUAAACCAGCAGCUUAUAAACCAGCACAGCUCUACUGCCCCCAUUCCCACAGAGAGAGAGAGAGAGGAACUCCAGAUCUCCAAGCUUGAAGCUCUACAGCACAACUCCAUUAAGAAGGAGCAACUACUUUUGACAAGAGACCGCCAAUUAAAACCGAGGACCGGCUGCCUUGUAAACCAUAAAUCGGAUUAUUUCAUUCAUCACCGUCUUGACAGAACUGUCCUUUUAACAAGUAGGUUCGAAAAUCUUUCUGUUUUUUUAACCCUGUCAAAGUUUCGGCCUGUUUGAGCGCCUCACACCGUCCUGCAGAACCGCACAGCGGCGAGAUCUCACCUCCAGCUCAGCCGAGGUAUAAAAGAGGCCAGCAGCGAAAGGAAAGAUGAUGAGCCACAAAACCCCGCUGGACGAGCAGCUGCCCCAGUACCACCAGGCCACUGAUCUGGGGGACGAAGAAGACGACGAAAUGCCCGCAACGGAGAAGGAGCUGGCCGAAGACGCGCCCUGGAAGAAAAUCCAGCAGAACACCUUCACCAGGUGGUGCAAUGAGCACCUGAAGUGCAUCAACAAAAACGUCACGGACCUGCAGAGGGACCUGAACGACGGUCUCAAGCUCAUAGCCCUGCUGGAGGUGCUCAGCCAGAAGAAAAUGUACAGGAAGCACCACGUCAGGCCCAACUUCAGACAGAUGAAACUGGAAAACGUCUCGGUGGCUUUGGAGUUUCUCGACAGGGAGAGGAUCAAACUGGUGUCGAUAGACAGCAAAGCCAUCGUGGACGGAAACCUGAAGCUCAUCCUGGGCCUAAUCUGGACGCUCAUCCUGCACUACUCCAUCUCCAUGCCCAUGUGGGACGACGAAGAUGAUGAUGAAGAGAAGAAGAAGCUCACUCCAAAGCAGCGUCUGCUCGGCUGGAUCCAGAACAAAGUCCCUCAGCUGCCCAUCAACAACUUCAACCGCGACUGGAGGGACGGCAAAGCGCUGGGAGCGCUGGUGGAUAACUGUGCUCCAGGUUUGUGUCCAGACUGGGAGACAUGGGACCCGAAUAAGCCCGUGCAGAACGCCAGAGAGGCCAUGCAGCAGGCUGACGACUGGCUGGGAGUACCACAGGUGAUCGCCCCUGAGGAGAUUGUGGACCCGGAUGUGGAUGAGCACUCUGUGAUGACGUAUCUCUCACAGUUCCCCAAAGCCAAGCUGAAGCCUGGUGCUCCAUUAAAGCCCAGGCAGCUGUACCCCAAAAAGGCGAAAGCUUACGGACCAGGUAUUGAGCCUCAGGGUAACAUGGUGAUGAAACCUGCUGUGUUUACGGUGGAGACGCUGGAGGCCGGAUUGGGCGAAGUUAUAGUGUAUGUGGAGGAUCCGGAGGGUCAUACAGAAGAGGCCAAAGUUGUUCCCAACAAUGAUAAGAAGAGGACUUACUCAGUCAGUUACGUACCCAAGGUGGCCGGCCCUCACAAGGUGAAGGUGCUGUUUGCUGGUCAGGACAUUGAUAAGAGCCCCUACUUGGUCAAUGUGGCUAAGGCUCUUGGGGACCCCAACAAAGUGCAGGCCAGAGGACCUGGACUGGAGCCCACAGGCAAUGUGGCUCAUAAACCCACCUUCUUUGACAUCUAUACUGCAGGUGCCGGGGCCGGUGACGUCAGCGUGGUCAUUGUGGAUCCUCAGGGGAAGAAGGACACUGUGGAGGUCCUGCUAGAAAACAAAGGUGACAGCGUGUUCCGCUGUACCUACAAACCUGUGAUGGAGGGACCUCACACUAUCCACGUGUCCUUCGCUGGACAGCCUAUUCCCAAAAGUCCCUUUAAAGUGCAUGUCUCUGAAGCUCCUGUAAGUGCUACGCCAGCACUGCAGAUUCUCCCUCAGUCAGUGCGCACUCCUCCUGCAGGGAAACAGCUCCCCAAACCUAAAGCCAGCAACGCAAACGCCUGUCGGGCCACUGGGAGAGGACUGCAGCCCAAGGGCGUCCGGGUGAAGGAGGUGGCCGACUUCCGGGUGUUCACUAAAGGCGCAGGAACUGGAGAGCUGAAGGUUUCGGUGAAAGGCCCCAGUGGAGCUGAAGUGCCAGUGAAGGUGCGUGAUGUUGGUGAUGGAGUGUACGAGUGUGACUACCGCCCCACCGUUCCUGGAAAAUACACUGUAACCAUAACAUGGGGAGGACAGCCCAUUCCACGCAGCCCCUUUGAGGUGGAGGUGGGUGUGGAAGCGGGGCUACAGAAGGUGCGAGCCUGGGGGCCAGGUUUGAAGACUGGUAUGGUGGGCAAAUCAGCAGACUUUGUGGUUGAGGCCAUCGGUACUGAGGUUGGAACUCUGGGCUUUUCCAUCGAGGGCCCAUCGCAGGCUAAAAUUGAGUGUGAGGAUAAAGGCGACGGGUCUUGUGACGUUCGCUACUGGCCCACAGAGCCUGGAGACUACGCCGUCCAUGUGAUCUGUGAUGACGAGGACAUUAAGGACAGCCCCUUCAUCGCCCACAUCCUGCCAGCAGCUAACGAUGUCUUCCCUGAGAAGGUUCGAGCCUUUGGUCCUGGUCUACAGCCCACUGGAGUGAUUGUGAAUAAGCCAGCGGAGUUCACCAUUGAUGCACGGCAGGCAGGGAAGGGAGAGCUGAAGAUUUAUGCUCAGGACGCUGAAGGCUGUGUAAUUGACAUUAAGAUUACCGAUAAAGGUGAUGGUACCUAUGUGUGUGUCUACGUCCCAAAAAAGCCAAUAAAGCACACCAUCAUCAUCAGCUGGGGCGGAGUCAAUGUUCCUAACAGCCCCUUCAGGGUUCUUGUUGGUGAAGGCUGCCACCCAGAUAAAGUGAAGGUGUACGGUCCAGGAGUGGAGAAAACAGGUCUGAAAUCCAGUGAGCCUACAUACUUCACCGUGGACUGCAGUGAAGCUGGCCAAGGUGACAUCAGCAUUGGGAUUAAGUGUGCAGCAGGAGUUGUGGGACCAGCUGAGGCAGACAUUGACUUUGACAUCAUUAAAAACGACAACGACACUUUCACAGUGAAAUACACGCCCCCUGCUCCGGGACGCUACACGGUCAUGGUGCUGUUCGCUGAUAAGGAGAUUCCUAGCAGCCCAUUCAAAGUGAAGGUGGAACCUUCUCAUGAUGCUGGAAAAGUGCGAGCAGAGGGUCCAGGAAUAAACAAAACAGGAGUACAGGUGGACACUCCAACCCAUUUCACUAUUUACACCAAGGGGGCAGGCAAGGCAAAGCCGGAGGUCCACUUCAGCACCGGACAGAAAGGAAACCCAGUGAAGGACUUUGAGAUUAUUGAUAAUCAUGAUUACUCCUACACUGUCAAAUACACUGCUCUGCAUCAGGGUAAUAUGAGUAUCUCAGUCACCCAUGGAGGAGACCCCAUCCCUAAAAGCCCUUUCAACGUCACUGUUGCUCCUCCUCUGGAUCUGAGCAAAGUCAAGGUGCAAGGCCUCAGUGAAAAAGUGGAGGUUGGAAAGGACCAGGAGUUCAUGGUAAACACACAGGGAGCUGGAGGUCAGGGUAAUGUUGGAGUGAAGAUGGUUUCACCCUCCGGCAGACCGAUUCCCUGCAAGUUGGAGCCGGACAGAGCUAAAGGGCUCACCAAUGUGAAAUAUAUCCCACCUGAAGAGGGUCAGUAUAAGGUGGACGUCAGCUAUGAUGGAAACCCUGUGCCUGGAAGCCCCUUCACUGUGGAGGGCGUCAUGCCCGCUGACCCCUCAAAGGUGCGUGCAUAUGGACCAGGACUGAAGGGAGGCAUUGUGGGUAAGCCGGCUCCAUUCACCAUUGACACUAAAGGAGCAGGUGCAGGUGGGCUGGGCCUGACAGUGGAGGGUCCAUGCGAAGCUAAGAUUGAAUGCCAGGAUAACGGCGACGGAACAUGCUCUGUUUCGUACCUGCCCACCGAAGCUGGAGACUACAACAUUAACAUCCUGUAUGGAGAAAAACACAUCCCUGGGUCACCUUUCAAAGCGGCAGUGAAGCCGGCGCUGGACGCAGGCCGGGUCACCGUUAGCGGCCCUGGGCUGGAGAGGGCAAAAGCAGGUGAACUGGCCACUUUCACCGUUGACUGCAGCAGGGCUGGAGAGGCCGAGCUGACGGUGGAGAUUGUGUCGGACUCUGGGGUGAAAGCGGAGGUUUGCAUCUUCAACAACAACGACGGAACCUUCUCAGUCACCUACACGCCCCAGUCUCACGGCCCAUACACCAUCAGCAUCCGCUACGGCGGCCAGAUGGUGCCAAAAUGCCCCAUCCGCAUACAGGUGGAGCCCGCGGUGGACACCAGUGGGGUUAAAGUCUACGGGCCUGGAGUAGAACCUAAAGGUGUUCUGAGGGAUGUGACCACACACUUCAUUGUGGACGCUCGAGCCAUGAACAAAACUGGAGGAAAUCACAUCAAAGUGAGGAUUAUCAAUCCAUCUGGCUCCAAUACGGACACACACAUCACAGAUAAGGGUGAUGGCACAUACAGAGUGGAGUACACUGCGUUUGAAGAUGGUGUUCACCUGAUCGAGGUAUUUUACGAUGAUGUUGCUGUUCCUAAGAGCCCCUUCCGGGUCUCAGUGGUGGAGGGAUGCGACCCCUCUCGUGUUCGCGCCUACGGUCCUGGACUGGAGGGCGGCAUCGUCAACAAAUCCAACUGUUUCACUGUAGAGACACGGGGUGCUGGAACAGGAGGGCUGGGCCUGACCAUCGAGGGGGCGUCUGAGGCUAAAAUGUCCUGUAAGGACAAUAAAGAUGGAAGCUGCAGUGUGGAAUAUGUUCCCUUUAUUCCUGGAAACUACGAUGUGAACAUCACCUACGGAGGCCAGCCUAUUCCAGGAAGUCCGUUCCGUGUCCCUGUCAGAGAUGUGGUGGACGCAAGUAAGGUGAAGUGUUCGGGUCCUGGGCUGGGGAGCGGAGUCAGAGCUCACGUCCCACAAACCUUCACUGUAGACUGCACCAAGGCAGGUGUGGCUCCGCUGGAGGUGCAGCUGUACGGACCAUCAGGUGCUACUGAACCCGUCGCUGUCAUCAAUAAAGGUGAUGGAACACACACAGUGAAUUACACACCUGCAGAGGAGGGUCCGUACACUGUGGCCGUCAAAUAUGCAGACAAAGACGUCCCACGCAGUCCGUUUAAGGUCCACUCUGGUCCAGCCCAUGAUGCCAGUAAAGUCCGUGCUAGCGGUCCUGGGCUGGACAAGGCCGGAGUGGCUGCAAGUCUGCCAGUCGAGUUCACCAUCGACGCCCGGGACGCUGGUGAGGGCCUUCUCACUGUGCAGAUCCUGGAUCCUGAAGGAAAGCCAAAGAAAGCCAGCAUUCAGGAUAAUAAAGAUGGCACAUACACUGUGUCUUAUGUGCCUGAUGUGACCGGCCGCUACACCAUCACUAUAAAAUACGGUGGAGAUCAGAUCCCCGCCUCUCCGUACUCCAUCCAGGCCCGGCCCAGCGGAGACGCCAGCAAAUGCCUGCUCUCAGUGUCUAUUGGAGGACAUGGAGUUGGCAGCCUUGGGCCCAAUAUUCAGAUGCGUGAGGAGACGGUGGUCAGCGUGGACGCUAAGGCUGCUGGGAAGGGGAAGGUGACCUGUAAGGUUCUCACUCCUGAUGGAGCUGAGCUGGACGUGGAUGUCGUGGAGAAUUUAGAUGGCACUUUUGAUAUUUACUACACUGCCCCCGAGCCUGGAAAAUAUGUCAUCACCAUCCGCUUCGGUGGCCAGCAUGUUCCCAACAGCCCCUUCCACGUACAGGCUACAAAGGAGCCCGUCGUGCCAAGAGACACCAAGCAGCCUAUGUUCCGCCCCAUCAACCUGCUUAUUCCUUUCACCGUCCAGCAGGGUGCUCUCAGUGGUGAGGUUCGUAUGCCUUCAGGGAAAACAGCACGGCCUCUGAUCAGAGACAACAAAGACGGGACGGUGACGGUGAAAUACGCGCCCAUAGAGAAAGGCCUGCAUGAGAUGGACAUAAAGUAUGAUGGAAACCACAUCCCAGGAAGUCCACUGCAGUUCUAUGUGGACGCUGUGGACAGUGGAAUGGUUACAGCAUAUGGACCUGGCCUGUGUCAUGGCACGGUCAACAAACCAGCCACUUUCACUGUGGUCACCAAGAAUGCUUCAGAAGGUGGACUUUCUCUGGCUGUAGAAGGGCCGUCGAAAGCUGAAAUCAGCUGCAAAGACAAUAAAGAUGGAACCUGCACCGUGUCCUACCUGCCCACUGCACCUGGAGAUUACAACAUUAUUGUGAAGUUUGAUAACAAGCACAUUCCUGGCAGUCCCUUCACAGCUAAGAUCACAGGUGAUGAUUCCCUGAGAACGUCUCAGCUGAACGUGGGGACGGCAGCCGAUGUUUCACUGAAAAUCACAGAGACUGACUUGAGUUCACUCACCGCCAGCAUCAGAGCACCGUCCGGCGCAGAACAGCCCUGCCUGCUCAAAACACUGCCCAACCGCCACAUCGGCCUGUCCUUCACCCCCAAAGAAGUUGGAGAGCAUGAAGUAAGCGUGAGAAAGAGCGGAAAGCACGUCAACAACAGCCCCUUUAAAAUCAUGGUGGGUCCUUCUGAGAUCGGAGAGGCCAGCAGGGUCAGGGCCUUCGGAAAAGGCUUGGUCGAGGCACACACCUUCGAAGUGGCUGAAUUUUUCGUUGACACGAGGAAUGCAGGUUACGGGGGACUGGGGCUGUCCAUUGAGGGUCCAAGUAAAGUGGAUAUAAAAUGUGAGGAUGUGGAGGACGGAACGUGCCGAGUGACCUACUGCCCCACUGAGCCGGGCAACUACAUCAUCAACAUCAAAUUUGCAGAAAAGCACAUCCCAGGGAGCCCGUUCACAGUGAAGGUAACAGGAGAGGGCAGGAUGAAGGAGAGCAUCACGAGGAAGAGGCAGGCGCCCUCGAUCGCUUCAGUGGGCAGCAUCUGUGACCUCAACCUCAAAAUUCCAGGGAACUGGUUCCAGAUGGUUUCGGCUCAGGAGCGUCUGACCCGCAGCUUCACACGCAGCAGCCACACAUACACACGCACAGAGCGCACGGAAAUCAGUAAGACCCGCGGCGGAGAGACCAAACGUGAGGUUCAUGUGGAGGAGAGCAGGCAGGUGGGAGGGGGAGACCCCUUCAGAGACGUUUUCGGCUCGUUUCUGGGCCGGGAGAGUCUGGGCUGCUUUGGAUCUCUCACAGCCAAAGAGGAUGUGCAGGGCAUGACGGCCCAGGUGACCAGCCCGGGGGGGAAGGUUGUGGACGCUGAGCUCGUGGAAAGUGGAGACAGUACCUACAGUGUUCGUUUCGUGCCUGCUGAGAUGGGCUCCCACACGGUCAGCGUGAAGUACAGGGGGCAGCAUGUUCCUGGCAGCCCCUUCCAGUUUACUGUAGGACCCCUUGGUGAGGGGGGCGCACACAAAGUCCGAGCUGGUGGUACCGGACUGCAGAGAGGAAUCGCAGGAGUGCCUACGGAGUUCAGUAUCUGGACCCGAGAGGCUGGAGCAGGAGGUUUGUCCAUCGCCGUUGAGGGACCCAGCAAGGCAGAAAUUUCUUUUGAGGACAGGAAAGACGGAUCAUGUGGAGUCUCUUACAUAGUACAGGAGCCAGGUGACUAUGAAGUGUCCAUCAAGUUCAACAACGAGCACAUCCCGGACAGUCCAUUCACUGUCCCCAUCGCCACGCUGUCUGAUGAUGCUCGGAGGUUGACCGUCACCAGCCUUCAGGAGAAGGAUCUGAGGGUGAAUCAGGAAGCCUCUUUUGCUGUGCAGCGUAAUGGGGCGCGAGGUGUGAUCGAUGCGAAGGUCCACAGUCCAUCCGGAGUGGUGGAGGAAUGUUACGUCACUGAUGUGGAUGCUGAUAAGAGCGCCAUUCGCUUCAUCCCGCGGGAGAACGGCGUUCACUCCAUCGAUGUGAAGUUUAACGGCAGCCACAUCCCCGGCAGCCCCUUUAACGUGCGUGUGGGUGAUAUGGGUCAUGCAGGUGACCCCGGCCUGGUGUCCGCUUACGGCCCCGGGUUACAGGCCGGCUGCACAGGUGUUCCUGCCGAGUUUGUGGUCAACACCUGCAAUGCUGGGUCUGGAGCUUUAUCUGUGACGAUCGACGGUCCCUCCAAGGUGAAAAUGGACUGUGUGGAGUGCGUGGAGGGCUACAAAAUCAACUACACCCCCAUGGCGCCUGGAAACUAUCUCAUCUCCAUCAAAUACGGUGGACCGCAGCACAUCGUGGGAAGCCCUUUCAAAGCCAAAGUCACAGGUGUCCGUCUGUCUGGAGGCCACAGUCUGCAUGAAACCUCCUCCGUCCUCGUGGAGACGGUCACUAAAAGCUCAAAGGUGGGCGGGGCCUACAGCUCCGCGUCCAGUUCAUCGUUGUCCUCCGACGCUAGCCGAGUGGUGUGUCAGGGGGCUGGACUGUCCAGGGCUUUCAUAGGCCAGAAGAACGCCUUCACUGUGGACUGCAGCAAAGCAGGCACCAACAUGCUGAUGGUGGGAGUGCACGGCCCCCGGACGCCGUGCGAGGACGUUUACGUGAAGCACUUGGGCAACAGGCUCUACAACGUCACCUACACAGUGAAGGAGAAGGGAAGCUACGUUGUGAUUGUGAAAUGGGGCGACGAAACAGUGCCUGGAAGCCCCUUCCACGUGACGGUGCCUUAAAUCGUGACCCCCUGACGCCCACGCUGCUGAGCUGAAAUGCACUAUAAACAUGCUGGAGACUUUUUCUUAAAGGAGAAGGAGAGUUUACUGUUUGUGCCAAACAUUUAAUAUUAAAGGAAAACUCCUGCACUUUAAACCUCAGCUCUGUCUGCUUUUCCUGCACUUGGAAAUAAAGGAAACUGAUGAGAUGAGGCUGAAAAAUGCUGGAGUUUCCCUUUAACUCGUCUAUUGAGAUCUCUUGCUUUUGUACGUUUCCCCUGAUCAUAAAGCCGUUUUAAUGAGGAGAAGUGAAGCUCUGCCUCCCAAUCAGUGUAACAAAGCUAAUCCGAAUGAUUUGGGUCUUUUUUAUUCUUUUAAAUAUUUUAGACUUCAAAAGUCUUCAUUUAUAAUGUUAACAAAAUGCCAGAUGAUGCUGGUGAGAUUUCUGAUUAUUCACUGGGGAUCCGCUGGGUCAGGGGUUAUUGAAGGCCACUUGAGUGGUCAGAGUUUGGGGUUCAGGCCUCGUCAGGGGAAACAGCAGCUUUCUGUGUGAAUGUCCUGAUAUAUUAAACAGCAUUAAGUGUGUUACUCCAUGGUUUUAUAUGCUUUAAAAGAGUGUUCUUUUUGUUAUAUUAACCAAAUGGUGAGUCUUUGCAGACCUAAUAAAGAUAAAGCUAACUUGC
This is a messenger RNA of Colossoma macropomum (tambaqui), 9244 nucleotides long. RefSeq names its product filamin C, gamma a (actin binding protein 280) (gene flnca). Bases 399 to 8582 code for a protein of 2727 amino acids. Gene Ontology annotation, molecular function: actin filament binding. NCBI's taxonomy places the organism in Eukaryota, Metazoa, Chordata, Actinopteri, Characiformes, Serrasalmidae. The transcript is spliced from 48 exons. Gene Ontology annotation, biological process: actin cytoskeleton organization. The record is from RefSeq and is a predicted model, not a curated record.